Molecule: messenger RNA, 4654 nt
Organism: Perca fluviatilis (European perch)
Lineage: Eukaryota; Metazoa; Chordata; Actinopteri; Perciformes; Percidae
Gene: nsd2
Product: nuclear receptor binding SET domain protein 2
Exons: 22
Coding region: 169-4302 (1377 amino acids)
Biological process (GO): regulation of DNA-templated transcription
Cellular component (GO): nucleus; chromatin
Molecular function (GO): histone H3K36 methyltransferase activity; protein binding
Source: RefSeq, a predicted model, not a curated record
AAGUGAGUAUUUUUCGCGCUGGUUGGCCGGAGAGUUUGAGUUUCCCGCAAGCUUUUGAUUCGACUUGAAUGAAAUCCUUCGCUUUACAGGAUGAAUGCGGACAUUUCCCCCCUUUAACGACCGAGAGGAGAUUCAACAGCUCAGUGAGCCUGGAGGGGGUUAGUUCGGAUGGACAGCAAAGGUAGCUCCCUGCCUUCAAUGCCUGAACCAGCCAACCCGAUCAGCAUGAAGCAGCCGCCAGAGUCCCUCAGUGUACGGAAAGGUGGUGGGGACAUGAGCAGUGACCCUGCUUUACUAAUGGACAAAGCUGCUGCCCAGCUGGCCGCCACGCUGCAAGACGGCGCCCUUCAGAAGAUGGCUGGCCACAGUCACAACAACCACAGCCACGAGAGGCUCAAAGACCUCACCUCCCGUGUACUGAAUGGGGACCAAGACGCGCUACCUAAGCUUUGUGCCCCAGAGCCACCUAUGCUUAAGGGUGCUGAAGCCCCUGCUACCAAUGGCACCCACCAGCACAAUUGCACUCCUGAUACUGAACAUGAACUGAAGGUGACGAUACCCCAGGUGGUCGAGCAGCCGCUCUUUGAGCCAUGCCGUGCCAAUGGGACGAGUUUGGCUACAGCCACCGAAGGUACUAUAUCUGGACCAGAGAAGAGAAAGGACUCUAAGAAAAGGAGGGGGGGACCUCAAAAUCCCAACCUCAGUUCCUCUGUCACCCCCGUGGAACCACUGGACCACACAAAUGCUGUAGAUGGAACGGGAGCAGCUGAUGAGUCUGAUCUCAUCCCAGAGUUGACGCAGGAGGAUACAGAAGACUCCCCUCUGCUGAUCCGUUUUUCUGUUGGGGAUUUGGUUUGGACCAAGGUGUCAGGAUACCCCUGGUGGCCUUGCAUGGUGACCACAGACCCGGAAUUCAACAAUCACAUCAAACCGAAACAGAAAGCUGUCAACAACAGGUCGGGCCUCCUUUACCAUGUGCAGUAUUUUGGAGACGCGCCGGAGAGGGGCUACAUCUUUGAGAAAAACAUGGUGUCCUUCACUGGGGAGGAUCAGUACCAGGAGCUUAGCCAGGGCAACAAACCGCCAGCCUCCCGUGUCAUCCACAAAAAGACCGCACCCUCUGUGCCCCUUAAACUCCAGGCUCAGUGGAACAUGGGCAUCAUUCAGGCCAAGGAGGCCUUCAGCAUGUCCCUGGAUGAGCGCGUGGUGAACUUCACAUUUCUGUAUGACGAUGACGGGCCUCAUCUGAACCCCUGCAUCCUGGAGAAGUUGAAGCCACAGCAGAAGAGCAACGAGAUGGACCAGGAAACCGAGUCUAGACUUAGCCCAGAUCUCCACUCCCCGCUGGUGGGCCCUACCAACGAGCCCACAGACGCCCCUCAAUCCCAAGACAGCACUUCAACCGGGAAAAAGACCCAAGCAUCCAGAACAAAACUCAACUGGCAAAGAAGGGGCAAAGGCCAUCUUAAUAAUUUCCUCUCGAAAAAGCAAUUGAACAACACAGUUUCUUCAAAAGAAAUGCUUCAUCCGCUGCCGACCUCACAGGAUCCCACCACUUCUGCACCAGAUCUACAAGCUGAAUCAGUCGUACCUCAGAAGAAAAAGAGGAGACCCAGACAGGCGCAGUCCUCCACAAAGACAGUGAGGAGAAGGAAAAAACCUGCAACGGAGAAGACUUCUGACCCCGGGAAGAAAAGGAAACCAAAGCUGGUUUCUUCGACGGACAAUAUUGCUGAACCAGUCUCACUUCCAGUUUCGCUUCCAGUCAAGAGACAGCGAAAGAAGACCUCUGAAAGGCCACCAGCAGACGCUACGGCAGAUAAGGUUCAGCAGCCUAAAAAGAGACGUAAAACAAGCAAAGAUGCUGCAAAACAGGCCUCGACUUCAGAAGGAACAGACAAAAAGCAGAGAAGGAAGAAAGCUGAAAAAGACGUAACCGAAACCAAGAAGAGACUAACCAAGUCGAAAGCUCUCCUCACUGAUGUCCAAGAUGCAGAGAAACCAAAGCGUAGGAGGAAAAGGAAGCAGGAUGGAGAGAACCAGGCCACGCCCCCCAAGGCAAAGAAGAGGCGGUCCUCCCCGUGUCCUGAUCCCGAGGGCUCUGGGAGUGAAGGACGUCCUGAAUCUCCGAGUGACAGCUUAGACGGGACGAAGAAGGGUGAACGGAAGAAAGAGUUUGUCUGCCAGAUGUGUGAGCAGGCUGGCGAGGACUUGGUGCCCUGUGAAGGCCAGUGUUGUGGGAUGUUUCACCUCCACUGUCUGGGCCUGUCACUCAAACCUGACGAGAAGCUUCUGUGUCAGGAGUGCAGCACAGGAAUUCACUCGUGUUUUAGCUGUAAGCAGUCGGACGGCGCGGUGCGUCGCUGCCACGUCCCGCACUGCGGCAAGUUUUACCACGAGGCCUGCAUCCGCCUCAACCCCCUCACUGUGUUUGACAACAAGGGCUUCCGCUGUCCACUCCACAGCUGCCUGAGCUGCCACUACGGCUGCCGCACCAAGCAGAAGUCCACCAAAGGUAGGUUGAUGCGUUGCCUUCGCUGCCCUGUCGCCUACCACGUCGGUGACCUGUGUGUUGCCGCCGGCAGUGAGAUGAUCACCAACACCGCCAUUAUCUGCACCAACCACUUCAACGCCAAGAAGGGCUACAGCCACCACAGUCAUGUCAACGUCAGCUGGUGCUUCGUCUGCUCUAAAGGAGGCCAGCUGCUGUGCUGUGAGUCUUGUCCUGCAGCUUUUCACCCCGACUGCCUGAACAUCGCUAUGCCUGAUGGGAGCUGGUUCUGCAACGACUGCCGGGCCGGAAAGAAACCCAAAUACAGAGACAUCAUCUGGGUCAAACUGGGAACCUACAGGUGGUGGCCUGCAGAGAUCCACCAUCCCAGAAACAUCCCCACCAACAUCCAGCACCUUCGCCACGAGAUCGGAGAGUUCCCGGUCUUCUUCUUCGGCUCCAAGGACUACUUCUGGACCCACCAGGGUCGAGUGUUUCCAUACAUGGAGGGAGACCGGGGCAGCAAGUACCAGAGGACCGGCAUCGGCAAAGUCUUCAAGAAUGCUCUGCUGGAGGCCGAAGUUCGAUUCAAGGAGAUAAAAAUCAAACGAGAGGCCAAGGAAGCGCAAGAGAACAGCCGCAAACCACCCCCAUAUAAAUUUAUCAAGGUCAACAAACCCUUCGGUAGGGUUCAGGUCUACACCGCAGACAUUUCUGAGAUCCCCAAGUGUAACUGCAAGCCGACAGACGAGAGGCCGUGCGGCUUCGAGUCCGAGUGUCUCAACCGCAUGCUGCAGUACGAGUGCCACCCUCAGGUGUGUCCCAACGGGGAGCGCUGCUGUAACCAGGACUUCACCAAACGUCUCUACCCAGAAACCAAGAUCAUCAAGACCCCCGGCAAGGGCUGGGGCCUGAUCGCUAUGCGGGACAUCAAGAAGGGUGAGUUUGUAAACGAGUACAUUGGGGAGCUGAUAGACGAGGAGGAGUGCAGGGCGAGGAUCAAAUACGCCCAGGAGAAUAAUAUCACGGAUUUCUACAUGCUCACAAUCGACAAGGACCGGAUCAUUGACGCCGGUCCAAAAGGAAACUACUCUCGCUUCAUGAACCACAGCUGUCAGCCCAACUGUGAGACGCAGAAGUGGACGGUGAACGGCGACACACGGGUCGGUCUGUUCGCCGUCUGCGACAUCCCAGCAGGGACUGAGCUGACGUUUAACUACAACCUGGACUGCCUCGGGAAUGAGAAGACCGUUUGUCGCUGUGGUGCUCCCAACUGCAGCGGUUUUCUUGGUGAUCGGCCUAAGAACUCAAACGGUCAAACGGCCGAGCCAAAAGGGAAGAGGUUGAAGAGAAAGUAUAAAAGGAGGAAAACCGAAGGCAAGAAGUCUGACGAUGAUUGCUUCCGCUGUGGGGAUGGAGGGCAGCUGGUGCUCUGUGGCAAGAAGACCUGCACCAAAGCUUAUCACCUCUCCUGCCUCAACCUCACCAAGAGACCUUUUGGCCGCUGGGACUGCCCCUGGCACCACUGUGACGUCUGUGGCAAAAACUCUGAGGCUUUCUGUCAGCUCUGCCCCAACUCCUUUUGCGGUGCUCACCAGGAGGGGGCGCUGCGUCCCUGGCCCCCCACAGGACAGCUGUGCUGCCAGGAGCACGAAGAGCCGGAGGGAACUGACAACCGGGACCGGGACCUCAACUUGGAGACUAACGCGACACCGACGGCCACCGCUGGCGCCCGACUCCCUAAAGGCUCCAGGAAGGCAGUAGCCGGGGCCAAAACAAAAGGCUCCAAGAGGAAAGCAGCAGAGGCCUAACGGUGACCUCUGACCUCUCAGAGCCAAAAGACCAAACUAGACUCUGAUGCCUGCCCCCCCCCCCGCCCCGGUUCAUGAACAAAAAACCCCACGUAAUAAGGUCUCUAAGACGGCAAAAACAAAGGCACUGUACAUCUUCAUCAGGGAAAGCCGCUGAUCGCUCACAUGCUUGGCAGCGGCCUCUAGCUUUAGAGCUCAAAUAUUUUUCUAUUUUUAAACAUUUUCAGGUUUAUUUUUUACUUGUCUGCACUGACCCGAGCCGUCUGUGGUAAAGCACAACGCAGAGCGAGCGCAGGUCAGAAAACUUCAGCUAGUGGAUUUCUACUCUUAUUCUUCCACCAACCAAACGGCA